AUGGCAAAACGAAGUCUUCCAAACCAAAGCGAUAGAAGUUUAUGCAAGAGCAGAGAACGACCUUCAUGGUUUGGCUCUUUCAGCUCCGCAUCGAAGCUUGCAUUGAAGUUUAGGCAUAUCGUAGUGGUGUCUCAGAGAAAGACAAGAUCACUGAAUAUUAGGCAAUUGCAGCAGAAGCACCAACAAGACGCCACCCCAUGCUCCAAGCUCCUCAACCUUCCACUCGAAAUUCGUUUUAUGAUAUACGACUACAUUUUCACUGCACAUGAUACUACCUAUUCUGACGUUCGUCUCACUUCCUCCCGGAAUGCCCACGAGAGUACGUUACAUAAAGCUAGACCACCAUUCGAAUAUCGCAUCACAGGUCAUCUUUGCACAGGCGAAGAAACGUUGUUUGAAUCUGGAAGAACCUGCUUGGGCCUAGCUAUUCUGAGUGCCGAUGAUAUCGCGAAUCGUAAACGAAACGAAGAUGUAAAUACGCAAUAUCAAGAGUCCAAGCUUGGGGUUAUGGCUUUGAUGCUGACCUGCCGUGCGCUAUACCACGACGUUCUUGAUAUCUUCUACGCGCAUCGGACCUGGCAGUUCAAUGACCUUGACACUCUUGUCGUUGCUGCGGCGCAUAUCCCGACACGGCAUUUCAACAACAUCCGCUCUCUUUACCUUAACGCAAAACGCAUCCCCCAGUAUGCAGACUUUACAGGCUACAUGUGGGACUUACCAAGCUCGUACCGAGAAAGGUUCACACACUUGGCUCCUCCUCCAAAGUCGCUAAUAUCGCGCAUGUUGCGUGAUAUUGACACUGGAGACGUUCGCACAUGGCAAGCAGUCUGCGAUAUUAUAGCUGGUAUGGAGUCGCUCAAGAGACUGCGAAUCCACUUAUGUAAGCCAGCUUUCAUUGUGGUGUUAGCGUGUCUACGCCCUCGUGUACAAUUUACAAGAGAGUCAUUCAUAUUUGCCCCACUGGCUGAGAUCGGGAAGAGGAGAGACCUGGAGGUAUUCGAAGUCCAGGUUGAUUGGCCAGUCGGUGAUGAUGAUGCGUGGGUUGAGGAAGCAGAAACGGGGUUUACUUUGAUAAGACUUGCCGAAGGGUCACAUCCGGGGUGGCAAUAG
Alternaria atra is the source of this 1110-nucleotide messenger RNA. RefSeq lists its product as uncharacterized. The record is from RefSeq and is a predicted model, not a curated record. NCBI's taxonomy places the organism in Eukaryota, Fungi, Ascomycota, Dothideomycetes, Pleosporales, Pleosporaceae. The transcript is spliced from 3 exons. The coding region runs from base 1 to 1110 and encodes 369 amino acids.